Molecule: messenger RNA, 804 nt
Organism: Cyanidioschyzon merolae strain 10D
Lineage: Eukaryota; Rhodophyta; Bangiophyceae; Cyanidiales; Cyanidiaceae
Exons: 1
Coding region: 1-804 (267 amino acids)
Molecular function (GO): hydrolase activity
Source: RefSeq, a predicted model, not a curated record
AUGUCACCACAGGAUACUUGCUGUCCGCCUGAUAGCUGGCCCGCGCUCAAGGUCGACUACAAACCAAAGGGUAAGCUAGAGGAUAUCGGGAAAGGCCUGAAGGCGUACGUCGUUGGCAACGGGCCGCGAGCGGUUAUCGCACUGAACGAUGUAUUCGGGAUUGAAAGUGGACAUUCAAAGGAAAUUUGUGAUGCAAUUGCGGACAAGGGUUUCACUGUGGUCUUCCCGGACGUAUUUCGGGGGAAACCGCUGCAAGUCAGCGAUAUGAGCAAGCUAUUCGACGAGCUCCCUGGCUGGGCGAAGCAGUUCGACUACGAGCCGGCUUUGCGUAAGGAUGUGGUCGAGGUUAUCUUGCCUUAUCUCCACGAUAAGCUUGGGUUCAAGAGCAACGACCAGAUCGCGCUCGCAGGGUUUUGCUGGGGCGCGUUCAUGUUAUUCCACCUGGCAGGCGAUACGAAGCUUCCCGGUGGGCCGUUUGCCUGCGGUGUCUCGUUCCAUCCCAGUGUCCAGAUUGAGGGCGUCUUUCAGCGGGAUCCGCUGCAAUUGAUCGAUCGGGCAACUUGCCCGCAGCUUCUGCUUCCCUCUGCAGGCGAGCCAGAUUAUAUGAAGGAGGAAGGGGACGCGAUCAAGAAGCUUCGAGCGAAGCCUUUCGGAGCUAGCUGCGGGGUGAAGACUUUCCCGAGCAUGCAGCACGGCUGGGUGAACCGUGGAGACCGGAAUGAUCCGCAGGUUGUGAAGGAGGCUCAGGAAGCCCUUCAACUUGCAGUUGAUUUCAUGAUGCGACACACGAAGCCGAAAGCAUGA